GCAGGGGCCCCGAGACAGGCACACGCACCAUGGGGCGCCUGGAGCUGGCUGUCUUAGGCCUCACCUGCUGCUUGGCAGUAGUGAGCACAGCAACGCUGGGCGUGGUGCACACGGAAGGGGGCUUCGUGGAGGGCGUCAACAAGAAGCUCGGCCUCUUCGGCAUCGGCGGCCGCUCCGUGGACAUCUUCAAGGGCAUCCCCUUCGCCGCCCCGCCCAAGGUCCUGGAGAACCCCCAGCCGCACCCCGGCUGGCAAGGGACCCUGAAGGCCAAGGACUUCAAGCAGCCAUGCCUGCAAGUCACUCUCGCCCAGGACGACACCGAGGGCUCUGAGGACUGCCUCUACCUCAACAUCUGGGUCCCCCAGGGCCAGAAGGAAGUUUCCCAGAACCUGCCUGUCAUGAUCUGGAUCUACGGUGGAGGCUUCUACGCCGGGUCCGCCGAAGGAGAAAGCUUCUUCAAUAACUAUGACCACGACGGGGAGGAGAUCGCUACGCGGGGCAACGUCAUUGUGGUCACCUUCAACUACCGCCUCGGGCCACUGGGCUUCCUCAGCACUGGCGACGCCAACCUGCCAGGUAACUACGGUCUUUGGGACCAGCACAUGGCCAUCGCGUGGGUGAAGAGGAACAUUGCGGCCUUCGGGGGGGACCCCAACAACAUCACCAUCUUUGGGGAAUCAGCCGGAGCUGCCAGCAUCUCUCUGCAGAUCCUCUCUCCCUACAACAAGGGCCUCAUCCGGCGAGCCAUCAGCCAGAGCGGCUCGGGAGUGGCCUCCUGGGCCAUCCAGAGGAACCCUCUCCACUGGGCCAAGCAGAUCGCCAAGAAGGUGGGCUGCCCCGUGGACGAUACCGCCAGGAUGGCCAAGUGUCUGAAGGCCACCGACCCCCGGGUCCUGACACGGGCCCAUAAGAUUAACCUUCUCGGCAAGGCAUCCGACGUGUUAGUCCUCGUCCCUGUCAUUGAUGGAGACUUUAUCCCUGAUGAGCCCAUCAACCUUUUUGCCAACGCGGCCGACAUUGACUACAUCGCUGGCACCAACAACAUGGAUGCCCACUUCCUUGUCAGAUUUUUCGUACCGGCCGUCGACAUUGACCUGCUGACCAUUAAGGGGAAGGACUUCUACAAGUUUGUCAGCUGGAUCACCAUUGCCAAGGGGCCCAGAGGUGCCAAUGCCACCUUCGACUUCUACACGGCGUCCUGGGCCCAGGACUCCUCCCAGCUGGCCAUGAGAAAGACGGUGGUGGACUUUGCGACCGACUACUUCUUCCUGAUGCCCACGAAGAUAGAUGUGGCCCAGCACAGAGCCAACGCCAAGAGUGCCCGGACCUAUACCUACCUGUUCUCCCACCGCUCUCGCAAACUAUUCUACCCAAGCUGGGUGGGCGCCGACCACGCCGAUGACGUCCCCUACGUGUUUGGGAGGCCCUUCGCCACCCCCCUGAACUACCGGGCCCAAGACAGGACUGUCUCCCAGACCAUGAUCGCCUACUGGACCAACUUUGCCAGAACUGGGGACCCCAACCAGGGCCACUCGGCUGUGCCCACCCAAUGGGAGCCCUACACCCAGGAAAACGGCAACUACCUGGAGAUUAACAACAAGAUGGACGGCCAGUCCAUGAAGCAGCACCUGAGGAGCAGCUACCUGCAGUACUGGACCCAGACCUACCAGGCACUGCCCACCGUGAACGGAGACGUGGCUGGUCCUGUGCCCGCCUUGGACGACUCUGAGGCCAUCCCCUGAGCCCCCCCUUGGUGACUCUGAGCAAGUCUGCCCCAG
Myotis davidii is the source of this 1778-nucleotide messenger RNA. RefSeq names its product bile salt-activated lipase. Gene Ontology annotation, molecular function: neurexin family protein binding; sterol ester esterase activity; signaling receptor activity. Gene Ontology annotation, biological process: chemical synaptic transmission; presynaptic membrane assembly; postsynaptic membrane assembly. Bases 30 to 1742 code for a protein of 570 amino acids. The record is from RefSeq and is a predicted model, not a curated record. Gene Ontology annotation, cellular component: cell surface; postsynaptic specialization membrane; synapse. Lineage: Eukaryota; Metazoa; Chordata; Mammalia; Chiroptera; Vespertilionidae. The transcript is spliced from 11 exons.